CACAUUGGCUGCGACAUAGCACUGACCCAACCCAUCACCUCCACCAUCCAAGACUUGCAGGCGUAAAAAAUUAGCUGUCGCGAGCGAGACCAGCAGCCCCCAAGCACGCCGUCAAUUGAAACACCACAACACGCGAUCGAUUUAAUUGCCACCGCGCGUCUCCAUCGUUUCCCAUUGUCCAAAGGAACUGAGGGAAACAUCUGGUUUGAUGAAAAACGGAUGUCGCCGUCGCCGAUGACAUGACUGAGGUCCGGGCCCCCGACCGCGCAGCCUUCUUGCAAUCGAAGCGGGCAGAAUGCAGUUCAAUUGUCAUCUCGAGGAAGCGAAAGCUUUGCGAGUUAUUCGCUGUCGCGUCCGAGCAGGUCGGGCUGCCACUCAGCAACGCGGAGGUGCCCUCCACGCAGGCCAAAUCUCAGUUUCUGCAAGCAAAUGACAUCCUACAAAAUCGGAGGGUUAGCGAAUCUACCAUCCCACCUCGACGGAAGCUGCCUCCCGAUGUCGUCAAGCGCUUCCUUGCGUUCUCGGCAUCCUUGGCUCGCGAGGGUCCGCCGACAGCGGCGGCACCUAUCAACGGCGAGCGGCCCGCCGCCCUCACUCACCCAGGGCUUGGUCCUGCCAAUGGCGUGACGCUUCUCUCCCGCUCCGACAACCCUCAGUCGCUUGCGCCGGAUACCGCGCUUUCCCCGCAUCCCGCCCCUCCGGCAGGGCAGAACACAGAUCAUAGGAAGAAGGACAUACAUCACUCAGGCCACGACUUGUCGACGACCGCAACGCCCUCGAGGCCCCCGCCCCUUGCUCCUUCCCUGCCAUCAAUACCCGCCCCCAAUGGCCAGGCCUCCUAUUCCCAGCCUCCGGGCCGGGUCGGCGACAGUUCGGCUCACACCAUCCGGAGAUCACCAGUCCCAUCGUCGUCACAGCCCUGCAACCCAGCAGUAUCCGACCAAGCUAUCGCCCCCCAGGAACCACCUGAGAUUGUGGUGACCGCCCGGGCCAAUAAUGACACGGGCUCAAGCCCGGAUGUUGACGCUGGGGCGAAAUCUACCCGCCCCGCUCCACUAGAGUGCCUUCGAUAUCCAGAGGCCUUUUCGUCCCCUGGAUCUACAACUCACACACCAGUUACCCCUGCUGUCCACGACGCGUCGACAGACACUAGUCCAGACCAUGAGGGUCCCCAAUUUCUCGACAAGGAUGCCCACAUGGUGGGGUUCCUGCCGCCACGAUCGGAAAACGGCCAUGCUUCAUCACACCCUCCCAUCGCCGGUGGACUUGACACUCAAAUGGGUUCCUCCGAUGAUCGGCGAUCCAUUCUCAGUCCCACCAGUGCUCUAGAGGGACGAACGGCGGGUGUUCAUGCGGUCGAAGCUCAACUCCUGCGGGAAUCGGCGGCGGCGACUCGCUCAGCGGCCAGCCCUAGGCCGCAUGGGACCAUACCAGCUGGGCCAGACACGCAUGUCGAUCGACGUGACGCCCAAGCAGUUGUCAGCAAGGAUGUGGAUCUGGAGGACGGGAGGGGCUGCACUCCAUGUCCCACUGGGCCCGAGAUAGUCUCCGCCCCUGAAGCUGUCACCGCGUUGCUUGAGGCGUCUGGCUCUGCGCCUCCAGAUGAAGGGGCCCAGGCUGCCUCGGAGCGCAGAUCUUUGUCGGGCGAGCAGAAGUUGGUCGCCACUCCAGCAAAGGGUGCUGAGGCGACUAAACCCAAUGGUAUCUCACCGGGAUCGCAUAAACUUGCCGUGCCAGAAAAGCCUAUCACGGUUUAUGCGGCUGAUGCCACUAUGGGCAACGGCGGACUUGACACAACAAUUGGUCGCGACCGCCUCACCGCACAAAGUUUACAAGAGGGGGCCCCGCCACGACCCCGGUCGCCGCCGCAGCAGCAGUACCAGCGCAACGCGGAAGUUCUGACCGGCAGGACAUGUGGGGCUACGAUUCGGCAUGUUAGAGCCAAAAAAAGAGCCCGGCGUAAGGUGCCGAUUGUGGCCUUUGGCAGAAGGAAGAAGCAUAAUACAGAAAAGGAGCAAACAGCUCUUGUAGCAGGCAAACCCACACCGGCGCAUCUCUCGGCCGAAGACUACUUCACCACUCUUUUCGUCCAGGGGUUUACACUAAACGCCAAGUGGAUGAAACCCAUCGAUGCGCAGCUUCACCAAUCACACAAGACACUGUCGACACCAGACGCACAGCUCUCGAUCCUCGAGCACCAAGCCUGCAGGGUCCUUAGAAGGGUGUACAAUCUCCAGCAACACGACAAGUGGUCACUGCGGCAACCGAAACGGUACCCAGAGCCGACCCGGCCAUCUUCUCACUGGGAUGUCCUCCUGCAGGAAAUGAAGUGGAUGAGGACCGAUUUCAGGGAGGAGCGGAGGUGGAAGCGGGCUGCGGCAAGCAGCUUGGCCACGGCCUGCGCUGAGUGGGUGGCAGCAGGUCCAGAGGACCGCAUAACAUUGCAGAUCCGUAUCAAACCACCGUCUGUCAUCGAUGGGCAACCUGGCAGCACAGCAGAGACAGAGUCUGGUCCGCGUCCGGAGACCCAGCCGAUGGCGGGCCAGGUAUGUCUCGAUAAGUCUGACACAGGGGGUGGACUGGUCACGACGGUAGCUCCAUCAGCCAUCUUUGGGUUACCUGACGGCGAGGUUGCAUUCGGACUCAGCAGAUCGGCUGCAUCUGACCAACUGCUUGCCGAACUUCCGUUGUUUGGCUCACCAUUGCAUGUGCCAGAGAAGGCGGACUUGACGAUGUCACACCCAGAUCCGGAUGCGCACUGGCGACGCCUGGCGCUGCCACUCAGCCGGUAUGUAGACAGGCCAAUGGUGCCAAAGUCAGGCGGAACUCCCAUAAGGCGCAGCCGGUAUCGCUAUGUCGAGGAAGAGAGCAGCGACGAGGAGGACGAGCACGGAAUCGUGUACAGCAGCAACAGCGACACGAACCAUGCGCCGAACUCAGACAGCAUGCCUUUGCAGAUUGGGACGUGUGCGGUGGCUCUUUUCAGCCCAGACAUGAAGGCAACACGGGACAGGUUGCACGCAGGUCAUCAGUUCAGACCUCCAACUGAGCAUCCUAUGCCUCUGCAGGCUUUCUAUGAGGCACGAAACGCGUCGCAGUGGACUUGGGCUGAAGAUGACGAGCUUAAGGGCCUCGUGCGCGAGUUCUCGUACAACUGGUCGCUGAUCUCCAGUAUGCUCUCGACAAAGUCGCUAUUCUCAUCGGGACCGGAGCGCCGGACCCCAUGGGAGUGUUUUGAGCGGUGGGUGCACCUCGAGGGGCUCCCCAAUGAUAUGUCCAAGACGCAGUACUUCAGAACGUAUCAGGGGCGUAUCGAUGCAGCCCAAGUGGCCAUCGCGCACAAAAACCAGAAUGCGCAACAACAAGUGGCGCAGAACGGGGCUGUGACGCUUCUCCCUCGGAAGCGGCCAACCACAUCUAUCCGGGUCGAGCGGCGCCGCAACCAGAAGCAUCUGACACUGAUAGAUGCGAUGCGGAAGCUGGCCAAGAAACGCGAGGCAACGGCACAAAAGCAACAGCACGCUGCUUCGCUAGCUGCGGCCCGCAAGGCCAAUGAGGCACAACAACAACAACAACAACAACAACAACAACAACAGCAACAACAACAACAACAACAACAACAACAGCAGCAGCAGCAGCAGCAGCAGCAGCAGCAGCAGCAGCCUGCAGUGCCUCGUGGGCCCUCCAAGACACCCCGAGACUACAGCCUCAUGCGCUACGAGCGUGACCAACAACUCACCGAGAGGAUGGCUCAGUAUGCGCAAAAGCAGCAGCAGGAGGCGCAGAGAAAGGCCCAGGCACAAGCACUGGCAGCUCGGUCUCAAGGUGCGGCCCCGGCAGGCAACACGGCUGGGGGUGGAUCAUCAGGGGCCGUAAGCAUUGCUGGAGUCUCUGGCGCUGGCGGCGCGCCCGUAGGCGCCCCUGGUUUAAAUCCACAGGUUGCGGCUCACAUGGCAGCACAGAUGGCAGCAGCUGCCUCUGGGGCCGUGCGAUCUCCACACGUGGGUAACAUGGCAGCUCAACUUGCCGCAGGCAACCACCACGCACGAGUUAGGAUGCCAAUGGCUGUUGGGCAGAACGGUGUGUCGGGGAUGCACCAGGCCCACGGGUCUAGCAACCUUGCGCCUCCCGUGCAUGUCAAUGGCAUGCCACAGAUGCCGAUCCAGGCAGCACACCGCAUGCCUGUAACUCCGUCAACUCCAGCAGAGAUCAGCCUUCUCCUUCAGGCCCAGCGGAUCCAGAAUCAGCAGCGAUCUGUUCAGCUUCAGCAGCAGCAGCAGCAGCAGCAGCAGCAGCAACAACAGCAGCAACAUACCCAGAACCAGCAUCAUCAGCACCAGCCGCCGCCGCAACAAACCCAUGUCCCAGCUCACGGGCAACAGGGAAACCUGCCGAUGACACAAUCCCACUCGCAGCCUCCUCAGCAGCAAGCCCAACCCCAACAGAAAAAGCCGGCACCGGCGCAACCACAACCGCUUCCGCAGCAGAAGCAACAGCCUCACGCCCAAGUUCAGGGUCAAGCUCAGGGUCAAGCUCAGGGUCAAGCUCAGGGUCAAGCUCAGGGUCAAGCUCAGGGUCAAGCUCAGGGUCAAGCUCAGGGUCAAGCCCAAACUCAGGCUCAAUCUCAACCGCCACCAUCCCAACCACUCCCUCAACCACAAUCCCAAGCACAACUGCAACCGCCAGCCCAGCAACCAUCCCUGCAACAAAAACAGCAACAACUACAGCAGCAGCAGCAACCGUCACGUCAAGCACCGCCCCCAAUACAGCAGCAGCAAUCUCAGCCACAACACCAGUCGAAGCAAUCACAACAGCAACCACAACCUCGUCCUCAUGGGCCAAAGAUUCAGCCAGCACCGCAGAUGCUGCAGACACAGCAUCAGAACCACCACUUUUCCCACACAAAUGGGCAGGCGUCUCAGUCCGCGACCCAGCCCCAUCAGCGGGGUUCUCAAGGAUCACCACCGGUUAUGCGGGCGUCGGUCAAUGGGACGGCCCAGCCGCAUAACCAACAGAACUACAUCGCGAACGGACAGGUCAUGAUGGCGUUCAAUCCCCAGAAUGGGGGUGCUGUCGGCUCUCCUCUGGGUGUUGGUAGCCCCAGGGGGCACGGCGUCCAGCAGCAACAGCAGCAGCAGCAGCAGCAGCAGCAACAGGCGUCGUCAGCCGCGCUGGCCCACGUGGAGGCGCAGAUUCGGGCCAAGGCCCCUCAGAUGCCAGCAGAGCAGGUCCGUCAACUAGCGACGGCUUCGUUGGAGAAGCGCCUCGUGCAGCAGAGAAAUAACGCUAUGAGCGCCGCAGCGGGCUCUUCCCCGAAGCCUAUGGUCGGGUCAGGGGGGACUCCUCACCAGUACGCGCAGAUCCUGCUAGCCCAGCAGCAGCAGGCUGCCGCCGCCGUGCAGGUACAGCAGCACUCACAGGCCCGCCAGCCUAGCAGCGGCAGCUAGGCAGGCCUUCGGUUCGUCCUUGGGAUGGAACGGGUGUGCUUUGACAGGUGUUUCCCCGAGCCUCCUCUUGGUGUCUCGUUCACUCCGUGUCUAUUUUCAAAUACGCUACUUAGUCGGGUUAGACCGCUAGACCUGCUGGAGGUACGCUGGCCAGACUGCGCCGUUGGCCGCGAGCAGAGCAUUCAUAGAUCAUGGGUUGGUUGUGUUUUUUCUUGAUGCUGGAGCUUUCUCAAUGGCCGAGCCAAUGCGGCCGGCGGUUCGGCCGGCGGACUUAGACUAGGGCGACUGUGCAUAUUGUCUUGAAUAGCAGUUGUCGCUAUCCCGAAUAGAUUAAUAGAGCGGA
Gaeumannomyces tritici R3-111a-1 is the source of this 5790-nucleotide messenger RNA. RefSeq lists its product as hypothetical. Bases 240 to 5447 code for a protein of 1735 amino acids. The record is from RefSeq and is a predicted model, not a curated record. The transcript is spliced from 4 exons. Lineage: Eukaryota; Fungi; Ascomycota; Sordariomycetes; Magnaporthales; Magnaporthaceae.